Molecule: messenger RNA, 783 nt
Organism: Paramuricea clavata
Lineage: Eukaryota; Metazoa; Cnidaria; Anthozoa; Malacalcyonacea; Plexauridae
Source: the annotation of a GenBank genome assembly
AUUGAUGAGUUUCACGGUCUGGUUUAUGGCAAUAAUUUGGAUAUUAUUGGCAUAACUGAGACAUGGCUACGAGCAGAUUAUUAUAACGAGGAAAUAUUGCCCUCCGAUAACUAUAAAAUCUAUAGGAAGGAUAGAGCUAAUAACCGCAGAGGGGGUGGUGUUUUACUCGCCGUUAAAGCUGAUAUUCUCUCGUAUAGGAGAAUUGAUCUUGAACCGACGGAUUCAGAGAUUCUUGUGUGUGAACUUUAUCCUUUGAAUCGAAGGAAAUUUACAGUGUGUGUCUGUUAUCGUCCUCCUGAUUGCAAUUUGUUUUUCGACCAUUUUGAUAUUCUAUUAAACAACUUACGAGAAGCUUCGAACAGAAUUUGCAUAAUCGGUGACUUUAAUAUGCCACAUAUAAAUUGGAACACUGUCGUCAACAUCACAAAUUCUGCAAAUGGGAAUAGAUUUUGUGACCUUAUACAACUAAAUUUUCUUACCCAAGUAGUUUGCGAACCAACUAGAAAGAGUAAUGGCAGUCAGUCGACUUUAGACCUAGUUUUCAGUAAUCAUCCCGAUGACAUUUGCAACGUUAAAGUAUUGGCAGAUCUUGUGACUUCUGAUCAUUCAGUAGUUAGCUUUGAUAUACUUACAAAAGUUCAACGCGUAAAAAAAAAUAGUCGUAAUGUUUACAAUUUUAAAAAGGUGGAUUUAGAAGGUCUUAAAUUAGCAUUACAAUGUAUCCCAUGGGAAACCGCAAUGUUUGAAGACGAUAUUGAAAGUAGUCUUGCUGGCAGGACCUAG